AUGGAUCAAUGGAGAUUCGUAUUCCAUUUAUACUUUCUUUUAUCCGUCGAGAUAUGUUUGAUCAAAGCCCAAGAGAUUAAGUUCUUUAGUGACUGUGUAUCAAACGUCGGCAAGUACAUCGACGGAAGCCCAUAUCAAACAAACCUAAGAACUCUACAAUCUACUCUUUCCACCAACAUCGGCCUCUAUGGAUUCCAAAACUCCAGCUUCGGCCAAGAACCCGACCGUGCUUAUGCCGUCACCUUCUGCCGAGCAGACGUCGAUCAUGACUCAUGCCAAAAGUGCGUUGCCGACUCUGUUCCAAUGCUGAACGGAUUAUGUCAAGGUUCAAAAGAGGCAAUGGGCUGGUUCGAACAGUGCAUGCUCCGUUAUUCAAGUCGCCCAUUAACCGGUUGGCUUUGGACCGAAAAUCGAACCUGCGUAUGGGAUUACUUCAAUUCCACCAGCCCCCAGCUGUACAGUGUAGCCGUGCGAUCAUUGUUGGACGAUCUCAGGCCUAAGGCGGCGGCCGGAGGGUCACUUCUGAAAUUCGCAGUUGGGAAUGCUACGGGUCCUGAUUCUCAGUCGAUAUAUGCGGUUGUACAGUGUACACCCGAAUUGACGGAGGAGCUCUGUAACACUUGCUUGAUGGCGGCGUUUUCACAAUUCUCCAGUUGCCUUAACAUAAGUAAAGGAGGUAGAAUUAUGUACCCGAAUUGUUAUUUCAGGUUCGAGAGCUACGUUUUCUAUAACGAGACUGGGGUAAUCGAUGCUUUAUCCAGAGAUCGGCAGCCGCCUCCAUUAUUAAAAGAAGGAACUAAUAAGAUCAGUAAUAGAAGGAAAAGAAUGGUGAUCAUCAUUGCAGUUUCUGUUUCUAGCGCCACACUUAUUAUAUUAUCGGUUGUUGUUUCUGUUUGGUUGAUCUUGGCCAGGCGACGCAGGAAAUCAUUACAGAAAACUGAUCAUGGAAUGGAUGAUGUGAACUUUGAGGAAGACACCUUACAGUGUGACUUUGAGACAAUUAAAGCCGCCACAAAUGAUUUUGCCGAAGAAAAUAAGCUGGGACAAGGCGGUUUUGGAUCCGUAUACAAGGGUAAAUUUGCAAAUGGGGAAGAGAUUGCUGUGAAACGACUGUCGCGAGAUAAGGGACAAGGUGAUAUUGAGUUCAAGAAUGAAGUCAUGCUGGUAGCUAAGCUACAACAUAGGAAUUUGGUUCGAAUGUUAGGUUUUGCUAUGGAAGCAUCAGAAAGGCUUCUAGUUUAUGAGCUACUCGAAAACUCCAGCCUCAACCAUUUCUUAUUUGAGACAACUAUUGGACUGGGAAAGGCGAUACAAGAUCAUAGGAGGGGUAGCACGAGGACUGCUAUACCUUCACGAAGAUUCAAGGCUUCGAAUUAUUCACCGUGA
Molecule: messenger RNA, 1386 nt
Organism: Impatiens glandulifera
Lineage: Eukaryota; Viridiplantae; Streptophyta; Magnoliopsida; Ericales; Balsaminaceae
Product: cysteine-rich receptor-like protein kinase 10
Exons: 4
Coding region: 1-1386 (461 amino acids)
Biological process (GO): protein phosphorylation
Molecular function (GO): ATP binding; protein kinase activity
Source: RefSeq, a predicted model, not a curated record